Molecule: messenger RNA, 941 nt
Organism: Piliocolobus tephrosceles (Ugandan red Colobus)
Lineage: Eukaryota; Metazoa; Chordata; Mammalia; Primates; Cercopithecidae
Gene: LY96
Product: lymphocyte antigen 96
Exons: 4
Coding region: 95-541 (148 amino acids)
Biological process (GO): toll-like receptor 4 signaling pathway; cellular response to lipopolysaccharide; innate immune response
Cellular component (GO): lipopolysaccharide receptor complex
Molecular function (GO): Toll-like receptor 4 binding; lipopolysaccharide immune receptor activity; lipopolysaccharide binding
Source: RefSeq, a predicted model, not a curated record
ACUAAGUUAAAUCUUUUCUGCUUACUGAAAAGGAAGAGUCUGAUGAUUAGUUAUUGAUCCUCUUUCAUUUGUAAAGUUUUGGAGAUAUUGAAUCAUGUUACCAUUUCUUUUUUUUUCCACCCUAUUUUCUUCCAUAUUUACUGAAGCUCAGAAGCACUAUUGGGUCUGCAACUCAUCCGACGCAAGUAUUUCAUACACCUACUGUGAUAAAAUACAAUACCCAAUUUCAAUUAAUGUUAAUCCCUGCAUAGAAUUGAAGGGAUCCAGAGGAUUGUUGCACAUUUUCUACAUUCCAAGGAGAGAUUUAAAGCAAUUAUAUUUCAAUCUCUAUAUAACUGUCAACUCCAUGACUCUUCCAAAGCGCAAAGAAGUUAUUUGCCGAGGAUCUGACGAUAGUUAUUCUUUUUGCAGAGCUCUGAAGGGAGGGAAACAUAAUGAGUUCUGGCUUGGACAUGUUAAGCUCAAGGUAAUUUUGGAACAUUCAAAUAAACAUGGCCAUCUGGCAGCUGAGUAUGUGGGCCCAGAACUUAGGACUUUCUGAUUUAAGAAGCAUUGACGUAUCAAGAGUCCCUUGAAAUUUGGAAGUCAAAUUUGUAAGUACCAUACAUAUCUAUGUUUAAAAUAAUUUUCCUUUUGGUUGUUAUAAAAGUUAUACAUCUUUAUGAUAUGAUAUUUAGAAAAUAUGGACAAGCAAUUAUAAAGUAAAAGUUACCCAUAAUCUCACCAGUUUUUACACACACACACGCACACACACAUAUAUAUAUCUGUUCCUUUCAAAAACACAUUUAUGAAUCAAUAGAUGGAUAUUUCAAAGCAUCUUAAAUUUAAUAAGCCUGAGCUGGGCAUGGCAGUUCAUGCCUGCAAUCCCAGCACUUUGUGAGGCCAAGGCAGGUGGGUUGCUUGACAUCAAGAGUUUGAGAACAGCCUGGACAACAUGGUGA